Molecule: messenger RNA, 3247 nt
Organism: Poecile atricapillus (Black-capped chickadee)
Lineage: Eukaryota; Metazoa; Chordata; Aves; Passeriformes; Paridae
Gene: EME1
Product: essential meiotic structure-specific endonuclease 1
Exons: 8
Coding region: 138-1625 (495 amino acids)
Biological process (GO): resolution of meiotic recombination intermediates; replication fork processing; double-strand break repair
Cellular component (GO): Holliday junction resolvase complex; nucleus
Molecular function (GO): nuclease activity; DNA binding
Source: RefSeq, a predicted model, not a curated record
GCGAGUCGGGAUCUGAGAGUAGCGAGGAGGAGAAGCUGCCCUCCUUGGCUUCCCUGCUGCAGCCGUCCUCAUGGCUCGGGCAGCCGAGUCGCCCGCGGCCGCCGUCUCCUAAUCCUGAAGCGGCAGAGGUUGCCGAGAUGGUGAGCAGCGGGAGCGAAGAGAUGGGUGAGGAGGUGAUGGAAGUCGUCCCUUUGCAUGAGACGGUCAAGAUAAGGGUGGGAGCGGAGCCUGAGCCUUUCAGCCUGAGCGCUGGGGAUACAGGAGAGGCAUCUGGGCUUUGUGCUAGUGGUGACCUGAUGGCUUCUGGGAGCGAAGGCCUGCGGGAAGACCUGGCGCCGUCUGGAGAAUUGGCUUGUGCCACUGAGAAUGGUGCACGCAGCGCUGAGAGAUCCUCCUUGUGCUCUUUGCCAGUCGACUCAGACAGGCCUAGUAGCCCCCCGGUAUGCAGAGAAAGGCCAGAAACAUCGCUCCCUCUCAAGAAGCGACAAUAUAGUCAGAAGGAAAGGGAGGCAAUCUGCCAGAAUGUGUGGCAGAGAAAGAAGGAGCAAGAAGAAAAGAGGAGGGAGCAGGAGGAGGAAAAAGAGAGGAAGAGAGCCGUUGCCAAGAUGCUGAAAGCUCAGCGGCCAGGAGAGUGCCAGAAAUACAUAACAGUGGUGCUAGAUCCAGUCAUCUUACAGGUAGAAGGUGGCGAGCAGAUCCUUAGUGCUUUGCAGGCUGCCAAUUAUUCCUGUGUGUUUGAGAACCACGCUGUUCCCUGCAGCAUCACCUGGAGGAGAAAGACAGUGUCAUCACAGAUGGGAGGAGGAGAUGAAUGGAUAGAAGAACCAAAUGUCCUGGUUCUGCUUGGCUUGGAGGAGUUUUUGUCCAUGGCUCACAGCUACAAGCAAAACGCUGAUGGCUGUGCAGAAAGGCAAAAGGAGACCCUGCAGAGCUGUGUAGCUCAUAUGAUGGAGAAAAUGCCUGGGAGAAUUCUGGCUCUGGCAGUAGUUGGAGUAGAAAAUUAUUUCAGGUCUCUCCAAGUUCAGCCAAAACAAAGGCUGCGACAGACAGCAGCGAGUGGGAAUCAAGAGAAACGGGGAGAAAGGAGAAAAAAGGAGGUUAAGGAUUCUGGCCUGGACUUAUCCAGAAUGGAUGUGAAAGAAGCCCUGGUGGAUCUGCAGCUGAGCACUCAAGUCCAAGUCAGCUUUUUUGAGAGCAGUGAGGAACUUGGGGAAUAUGCCACUAUGUUCACAAAAGCUGUGGCUGAGGCACCGUACAAGCGAGAGCGAGAGAACACAGGGUUCUCUUUCUACUUGGAGAAGGGCUGCUGCGGAGGGGUGAAGGUGGAUUCUUCUGGAAAGGGUCUCUUGAAAGUUUGGAAGAGGCAGAUACAGCAAUUUAACCGUGUCAGCUCUGAGAUGGCUGAGGCUAUUGUGUCUGCCUACCCUUCUCCUCAGCUCUUGAUCCAGGCCUAUGAGAGAUGCUCCUCGGACCAGGAGCGGGAGAACAUGCUGGCCAAUAUCCCUGUGCACCGUGGGGAGGGUGUGACAGCCACUUCCCGGCACAUUGGGCCAGAACUGUCCCGACGCAUCUAUCUGCAGAUGACUUCCCACGAUCCUGACCUCUGUCUGGAUUUUACUGGGUAGCACAGGAAAAAAGGGUUUUACUGUUUGUCAGGUUAAGUGUUCAGUUUUGGAUUUCACUGGGUAGCUCCAGGGAAUAUGGGUUUUACCGUUUGUCUGGUCAAGUUUUCAGUUUUCUUCUGUGAAGAAGUGCUUAGAUAACACUCAUUGAUCCUUGUUUAAAGACUUGAAGCACAUUUAGACUUUAUUGUAGCAGGAAGAAAGUUGGAUAAAGUUGCUGAAUAGCAGGAGUUUACACAAGAAAGAUGGUGAACAUCUUCCCUAAGCACAUGAGUUGCACACAGCUUAUAGUACUGAUGUUGUUUUAUUUGUCUUUCUAUAAAAUAAAUAAUUUUGAAGAAUAACCUCUGCUUCUUAAGAUGGUGUCUUGAACAUAGACAGGUGCAUACCUGCAUACAACAGGUGCUCUGUUGAAAGGAAUACUUCCUGUUCUCCUGAACUGCAAGGACUUACCUUCUUCUCCUUUGGGACAAAUCCUGAUACUAGAGCAACAUGGUGCUUCCCUCCCAGCACCUGCUUGAGUGAGAUGAAAGAACUUUACCUCACAAAACAGCCUCUCAUUGUUCUGCUGCAGCAGAUGGGAGUGAGUAAGACUAAUUUUCAGAUAUAAGUUUAGAGUGCCCUGAUUCAGUCUCCAGACAGCUUAAUUUAGAGAGGGUCUUGAAAUCUGAUUAUAUGUGCUGGAAUUACGAGGUCUAAACAGUUGGCAGAAAAAGCUUCCUUUUAAUUAGAUUGGGGACCAGAGUCCAUGCAGCCAUUGAGGGUUUUUGUAACAGCACUGCUGAGAUGAGUGCUCAAGAGAAUUAAACUGCAUCCCAUGUGUAGAAUUUAACUAUUUGGAACCCUGCUGCUUCCAGUGGAAAAAUCCCUACCUGUCCUGCUCAUUCCAGGAAUCCAGCAGGAGCCCUGGCCUGGCCAGAAGUGCUGUUGACCUGAAUCUAUAAACUAUAAGCCUGGUGCUCGCCAACCUAUGCAACAUUCAUCUGGAUUUUGGCAGGAAGAGCUGCAUGGGGGAAACAUUGCUUUAGAUGCUGGGUCAUUUUCCUGAACGUUCCUAGAUAGGCAGUAAGGAUCUUUUAAAGAAUGGGAUGAGUUAGACAUUGAAAGCAAAGCUUAAAGGUGUUUGAAGGAAGCUUUGAAAACAUGCACCCUCCUAAGGCAGAGGUAGCCUGCCCUUCCUUUUAUCUGAUACUUGUGCUGCUUCUCUCUCCUGUGUGAUAUUCAGGGAACCACAAUCUUAUCAUCAGGUUAUAGAAAAAUGGAAGUUUCCUGCUGUGAUCGUUUCCCCACAGCACUGCUCCUGGCAGCAGUAAUCCACGUAUGAGAAGAGCGAGCGAUUCUGGAGCCCAGUGUAGGAUGUCUCAGUGGAGUCUGUAGCACAGAUAUUCUCUGAAACUUCAUUUCAGUACUCACAAAGCCCUUAAGGAUAUGAAAAACUUCUGCUUGAUGGUGUUUUUUUUUUUUUAAGGAAGUUUUAAAAUUAAUUAUUUUAAGUAAUUUUAAAGGAAAUUCUAAAUAAUUCACAGACCACUGCAGAGGUGAGUUUUCCUCUUGAGGUGCAAACCACCCAACCUCCCAGCCUUCCCCCAGCCCCAAGGCUUCCCCUUUCCUGCCUGCAGUGCUCC